This is a messenger RNA of Oncorhynchus tshawytscha (Chinook salmon), 6230 nucleotides long. Its product is annotated as lysine-specific demethylase 4A-like. NCBI's taxonomy places the organism in Eukaryota, Metazoa, Chordata, Actinopteri, Salmoniformes, Salmonidae. Gene Ontology annotation, molecular function: histone H3K36 demethylase activity; histone H3K9 demethylase activity. The record is from RefSeq and is a predicted model, not a curated record. Bases 918 to 4496 code for a protein of 1192 amino acids. The transcript is spliced from 22 exons. Gene Ontology annotation, biological process: chromatin remodeling. Gene Ontology annotation, cellular component: nucleus.
GGCUUUAGAUUGUGUGAACCAUGCUGGAUGGUUGUGUUGACAAAGAAAAGCUCUACAGUAGAUGCACCAAAACAUUCAAGGGCAAUUUUCUCAAACGUGCUGUUACAAGUUUAUCAAAUGCAAAAAACUACAUUUAAAAUGUUGCUACAUAAGACCAAAAAGAGUCGGUCGGUCACAAUACGUGCACUUCAGGAGACAGUUGUAUGAUAUUUUCUGUUCAACACAACGCAAUCACACAACCACGAUUUGACAGUCGUAGCUUGGUAACAUCAAUUGUACUUUGGGAACUGUAGUCCUUUUAGUUCAGCAAAUCACAAAGGUGUCAGCAUGGCCACUGCCCUUUAAAUACGCAACUCGUUGCUUCAAACCACACCCACCCACCAAACCGGAGCAAACGUACCCCAAAGUCUGUUCAAGAACUGUGGUUCGGCAACGUAGCAAACGUUUAAGCGAACUGAACGCACCUCAGUAUGUGGCCGAUCUAGUUUCAGGUGUUUCGUUGGUUACGUUAGACUACUUACUGUAUUCUUAUCAUACCGUUUUAGAACGGUUAGUGUUCCUUCAUCAAGAGACGAGUAUUUUCACAUCAGAUGCCACCAUGCAUCAACCAACGAUAAUGUCGUUUUUUAAACCAGUCUCUUUCUAUAUUUGUGUAGUGAUAAUAAUCUAAUUUAUUUGGGAAAAAAUGUUGGCUGAUAUUGCACGUCGACAAAAUCGUUCACUGAUUGGUUCACUAGCUACGUCUGAACUUAUGCGUAUGAUGGUAAACAUCUGAGCGUGCGCUUGCGUACUGGUAGUAAUGGAGGACAGGUCCUUCUCUUCGGGGUAAAAUCGGAAUUACCAUUGAUAUCAAGACAACAACUGCCCAAUGAUUAUCGGUUGAAGCUGUUUAACAUUGUUGGGCCAUUCUAUUUAGCAUGGCAUCCGAUUCGGGGCCUCAGGCUCCCGGCUCCAAAGGGAUCAUGACCUUUCACCCCACCGCUGAGGAGUUCCAGAACUUCAGCCGCUACAUUGCCUACAUGGAGUCCCAGGGAGCACACAAAGCCGGCCUGGCAAAAAUCGUGCCACCAAAGGAUUGGAAACCCAGGAAGUCCUAUGACGAUAUAGAUGACCUGGUGAUCCCAGCUCCCAUCCAGCAGGUAGUGACGGGCCAGUCAGGUCUGUUCACCCAGUACAACAUCCAGAAGAAGCCCAUGACCGUCCGAGAGUUCCGCAAGACGGCCAACAGCGACAAGUUCUGCAGUCCUCGCUAUACCGACUUUGAAGAGCUGGAGAGGAAGUACUGGAAGAAUGUGACUUUUAACCCGCCCAUCUACGGGGCUGAUGUAAACGGAACGCUCUAUGACCCCGAUGUGACCGAUUGGAACAUCGGCAAACUGAGCACCAUCCUGGACACGGUGGAGCACGAGAGUGGCAUCACCAUCGAGGGGGUGAACACGCCCUACCUGUACUUUGGCAUGUGGAAGACCACCUUUGCCUGGCACACCGAAGACAUGGAUCUCUACAGUAUCAACUACCUCCACUUUGGAGCGCCCAAGUCCUGGUACUGCGUUCCUCCAGAGCAUGGGAAAAGAAUGGAGCGCUUGGCUCAAGGGUUUUUCCCUGGAAGCCACCAAAAUUGCGAAGCCUUCCUGAGGCACAAGAUGACCCUCAUCUCUCCCUCCAUAUUGAGGAAAUAUGGCAUUCCAUUUGAGAAGAUCACUCAGGAGCCAGGUGAAUUCAUGGUGACGUUUCCCUACAGCUACCAUGCCGGCUUUAACCACGGCUAUAACUGUGCAGAGUCCACUAACUUUGCCACUGAAAGAUGGAUUGAGUAUGGAAAGCGAGCCAUACUGUGUUCAUGCAGGAAGGACAUGGUGAAGAUCUCCAUGGACCUGUUUGUGAAGAAGUACCAGCCGGAACGCUACGAGCAGUGGCUGGCGGGUCGGGACACGGGGUCCAUUGACCACUCACGACCCACCCCAGAGGCCAAGGAGUUCCUAGGGGAGGAGGAGGGGAGAUGCAGUCCUUCCCAUGAGCCCUGUGUGGAGGAGCUCAACACGGAGGGGGAGAGAAAGAGCCCCACACAGAGGAUAGGGACCAAGAGGCACAGAGUGUGUCUGGAUGUACCUGACGAGGUGGUCCCUAAAGAUGAGGAAGAGGAGUAUGGAAAGAAAGCCAGACUUGGCCUCACCACUCAGGUCACAGGAGCAGAGGAGUGCAAAGAUACAGUCACCUUGAUGGACCUCCCUAAUGUAAAGACGGACCCAAUGCAGGGCAACCGCAGCAGAAGCACUACUCCGCAAAAAGUCACCAUCCCCUCCAUCAGCAAUCAUGCGACGGCCAUUUUGGCUCAACCCCAGUCGCACAGAAACAGGCACCUUCCAGUAGUGGCUCCUCCAGCCAGGACCGGCCCCUCCACCCAGACGAUCAGAAAGCUAGGGGUGGCCAGCCUGCUCUUUCAUAAGACCCAGAGCCCUAAGGAGGCCCUGCAGGGCCACAGCUACGCCCGUGAGAACCAGCAGCAGAUUCACCACACCCACCUCCAUGUGCACAGUUAUGCCAGGGAGCACCUGCCACGGCACCUCCAACCCCACCUCCAACUCAAGGCCAAGCCCCAGGCCCAAGUCAAGGCCGAGCAGCAGGAGUCCCACGUCCCAUCUACCAAAGGAGAGCAGAACCAGGCCGACGCACAGAUUCCCUGUAAGGGAGAACCGGUUGAAACCAAAGCCCAGACUCAAGGCCUCGGUAAGUGGCGGCAGCAUCCUGGCGAGGCCCAGGCUUGGGAGGAGAGGUCCGAAGCCAGGUCCCCUAGCAGUCCAGAGCCUGUCCAGACCCAAGCACACACCAGGGCUGCCAAGAGGGUCGAGGCGGAGGUCCGAAGGGACAGGCGGAAGCAAUGUCUUUCCCCUGUGCAGGCGGAGGUAACUUUAAUGAAGCAGACAAACGUACGUCCAAGUAAGCCGACGAUCUUACGUCCAAGUAAGCUGACAAACUUAAGUCCAAGUAAGCAGACGGACUCAAGUUCAAGUAAGGAGACGUAUUCCAGUCAGAGUAAGCAGACGGAAUGCAAGAGCAUGAAGAGCAAACCGCAUCCUCUCCUCCGCAAGCUGCCCAAACAGCACCCACUACUCAGGCCCAGGGAAAGCUCUAGUGAUGACGAUGAGCUGUAUGUGAAUAUGGAGGAUGAACCAGAGGAGACGGAGGAGUGGGCCAAGCCCCUUGCCAAGCUCUGGCAGAGUAGACCCUACAACCCCCAGGCGGAGAGGGAAUACAACCAACUCAUGGGCCUGCAGGCCCCCUACUGCUCCAUCUGCCUGCUUUUCCACACAUAUGACCAGUCGGAGUCUAGCGGCAACCCCAGCUACACUCUAAAAGGCCGGCGAGGGGGCAGACAGAGGUCCAAGCCCCUGAUCCCGGAGAUGUGUUUCAGCACCACCAAUGACAAGACCAACAACAGCAGCAACAGCGGCGAGGGCCAACUUUCCACCCCUCACCUGGAGGAGGACGGUACCAGCCUCCUGGUCAGCUGCUCCCAGUGCUGUGUCCGUGUUCACGCCAGUUGCUAUGGAGUUUCUGCAGACCAAGUGUCAGAUGAGUGGAUGUGUGCCCGCUGUGAGGCCAACGCUUUAACUGAGGACUGCUGCCUGUGCUCACUGCGAGGGGGAGCUCUACAGAGAGCCAACAAUGACAAGUGGGUGCACGUGCUGUGUGCGCUCGCGGUCCUGGAGGCGCGGUUCGUGAAUAUCGCCCACCGCAAUCCCGUGGACCUCAGCUACAUCCCUCUGGCCAGGUUCCAACUGAAGUGUUUCUACUGUAAGCGCCGGGUGAAGAGGGACGUGGGCUGUUGUGUGCAGUGUUCCCAUGGCCGCUGCACCACCGCCAUCCACCCCACCUGCGCCCAGGCUGCUGGCCAGCUCAUGCAGCCUGACGACUGGCCCUUCAUCGUCCACGUCACCUGCUACAGGCACAAGUCACCUGUCCUGCCGGAGCGCAAUAAGGCGGCCAUGCGAGAGCUAGAGGUUGGCCAGAAUGUUAUCUGUAAGCACAAAAAUGGCCGCUACUACCAGUGUGAGGUGCUGGAGCUGACCAUCGCCACCUUCUACGAGGUUGUCUUCGAUGACGGCUCCUACAGCGACAACCUCUUCCCAGAGGACAUUGAGAAUCGGGACUGCGUGAAGCUGGGCCCGCCAACAGUGGGCGACGUAGUGCAGGUGCGCUGGACCGACAACCUGCUUUACGGGGCCAAGUUUGUCGCGUCGCACUCCAUCCCUAUGUACCAGAUGGAGUUUGAGGACGGGUCGUCGCUGUCUGCCAAGAGGGAAGAAGUCUACAGUCUAGACGAGGAGCUGCCCAAACGAGUCAAGUCCCGGAUGUCCAAGGCAUCAGACAUGCGCUUCGACGGGAUCUUCACGGAGAAGGAGGUGAAGCAGGGCUCCAAAAGACAGCGAGUCAUCAACUCCCGUUACAGAGAGGACUAUAUCGAGCCUCUCAUAUACAGAGCUAUCAUGGAAUAACCCUCUUUCUCUACUUCCUUAUAAACUCACCACACACCCAGAGAGUGGGGCAUCUCUGGGCACCCACAGCCUUGACAAGUGGCUCCAACUCUGGGUACCAGUACGAACAAACUCUCCCAUGUCCCUUGGGCAUUUUUGUAAACCAGGGCUGGGACUUUAAGGGAGUUUCUGCUCUUCAUGAACCCUCCCCUUAUUUCUGUGAAUGCUAUCUUUAUCCUCUUUUGCUGAAAUAGUUCAAUAAAAUAUACAAGUUGGAAUUGGAACUACUCAUUGAACCGGAACCGCAGGUUUUUAUUUAUAUACAUAUUUCGAUGACGACCUGCUCAACUCUAGAAUUUCAUUUCUGCAUUAUCUCCUGCCCUCUUUGGACAAUUUGUUUCUCUGAACUUGAGGUGGCAUUUUAAUCUCUAGCUUUACCCAUCCAAAAGCAUUAGUUGGUCGAUGAAAACAAUGGUAUUUCACAAUGCAGGCCAUUAUUCAAUCCGAUUUUCAGUAAUAUGCUGUUGAGUGAUUUAUUUUUAAUCCCCAAACAUGUUUUGCUUUAUACUCUUUGCAAUACAUAAAUUUAUGGACUUCAUAGGAAUGUGCAGGUUUGAUAGUGUCUACUGUGACAAUAGGAAGAAGUUAGUAGCCCAAGCCUUAAGUUCAAAGGGCAGUGUUUUCUUGUUAAGUUUAGCUUAACAACUUUAAAGCUUUGGAUUUAUUGCAUUUAAUUUAUGUAAGUUGUAUGAGUUUGAGAAUGCAACUGUUUGAUACCACAGCUCACUGUGCUUACAAUCUCAGAAAAUCCCCAAGAUGUAUUUAUUUGUUAUGUGGAUAGGUUUUUGGACGCAAGUUGGUUCUCGAUUCUUGUUAUUAUUUUUUUUCUAAGCCAUCCUGGGUUGCAUUGGUAGUGUGUGUGUAUAUAUGCCAUAGAGAAUGAACAAGAGCUUCCCUACAUAGUUCCCAUUAUGGCAUCUUAGAUUGCCACAAUGGUGUUUCCUGUGCAAUCUCCAUUUUGAAGUAGUACAUUUUCUUCACGAAUGGCUGAUCCCUCCUGAUGACCUGGCUGGACAUGACUCCAACAGGUUCACCAGGUGGAAUCAGCCAAUGAAGUUCGAAGUCCCACUCAGUUCAAUACAUUUUGGUGAGGCCCAUGCUAAAAUGGCCCUGUGGCCGCUAGAAGCCUCUGUCAUUCUCGAUAGUAUAUGCCAACAUGGGUCAACCUCCUACUCCCUGCAGAAAAAAGCACUUAUUUCUCUCCCUAAAGUACCCAUGGCAUGUCUAUCUUUGCUUUUGCAGGUGGCUGUUAAGUUCAGGUACAUAACUGAGCAUGUGCAGAAAAGUUAGUUGGUCAAUUACAGCCUAGGUGUAUACUAGUUGGUUUGUGGUCCUAUCACAACCAGUGAGAAAACUGCAGAAAGUUUUUAUAGGAAAAAUAUAUUUUCAUAUCAUUAGAAGAAUGUUCUUCCCCCUAAAUGCUUUGUCGAAGUUUCUUGUUGACAUACAUCGUUACCAUCUUUGGAUAGUAUUGUAUAUGUAGCUAAUUUAAAGCUGUAAAGUCUAUCUCAGGAGGACGCACACAUACACCUCCCCCUACACCUCUUGAGCCGCACCGCCGAUUUACGUUUUGUUUCCAUGGCUACUGUUUGAAGCGCUUGGAUUGAUUUGGUAUGUACAUGGGAAGUGUCAACUCUGUGCAUUACAUUUGUAAACAUCAACUGUUGCAGUAAAGACCGGACUAAGAAAAGCUCA